Messenger RNA from Torulaspora delbrueckii, 648 nucleotides. RefSeq names its product Acm1p (gene ACM1). The record is from RefSeq and is a predicted model, not a curated record. NCBI's taxonomy places the organism in Eukaryota, Fungi, Ascomycota, Saccharomycetes, Saccharomycetales, Saccharomycetaceae. The transcript has a single exon. Bases 1 to 648 code for a protein of 215 amino acids.
AUGGGUUCACCGGUAAAGAAGAGGACUGCGUUAGCUGGCAAGAACGUUAAUGCAAGACCAAGUUCAAGUAGUAUACAUAAAGUCGGUUCCCUUUCGAACCACACCUCUCCCAGCAAGAAGAGCCAGGUGGAUUUGACUUACGCCCUGAAUAACAGCCCAGUGAGGAGUGUUUCGCUUUCGCCCAAGAAGAGUGCAGAGACAAGUGCUUUCACAUUCCAUGAGGAAACACCAUCAGAGCGUGCAGCAGCUCUAAUGAAACACAUGUCACUAGCCAAAAAGUCUUCCCUGAGCGUUGAUGAGAAUGAUUUCGACGCUGUGAAAGAAAAUAUGUCCCCAACUAAGCUUGCGAAUAUGAACAAAACCGCCCAGAGACAAUCCAUUAGAAGACCGUUGCAAGAUCUGAGUAUUGAAGAACACAAAGGAUACGUGGAACGACCCCAGUUCGCACGAACAGCUCCCUUAACAUUGCAUUACAGUCGCAGGACGACUCUGCCGACUUUUGUCACUCCGCCAAGAGACCAAAAGCUGAGAGAAUGCUUCACAAUCUCCAACAAUGACGCAGCACCUGCUGCUAAUUCUCGCACUACUGAUGAUAUCCCCAAGGACAAAGUUGUAAGGAAACUAAAUUUCAAGAUACACGAAAACUGA